GUUGUAAUAUGUUAGUAGCAGGUAGGACUGCAGUAGGAAGGUGGUGUCCUGCCAUACUGUUGCCAAAGCAUUUGGAUAAGGUAACUAGUUGGGGACAGGACAGCAAAGUUUUUGACACUGUAUUUCUGUUAGUGCUUGACUAUGCGGCGAGGGGAGCACGUUUCGCAGGCUUUCCAGGCCCCGGUGGAUGUCCAUGCCAGUGCAGAUGGCCAGGUGUACAUGUUCAAUAGGAGGCCCAAUGAGUCUACUGUAUCCUCGGAUGAUGAGGAGCUUAAUGCCAUGGAGAUGAGGCCACGGGUUUUUCAAGAGCAAGAACAGGACAGUCUGAGGAACCUCCAGCUGCUGGAGCGGGAGGUGUUAGAGGGUGACAACCUCAACAAGCUUGCACUACAAUAUGGCUGUAAGGUGGCAGAUAUAAAGCGGGUAAACAACCUUAUGCAGGGACAAGAUUUAUUUGCACUGAAAUCUAUCAAAAUACCUGUUCAGAAACACAGCUUUUUAACGGAGACGUACACAGACCUAAGUGACCCUCAAGGAGAAAUACCACAUUCAUCUACCACACCUAUGAAGCCUCAGGACCGAGCCAGAGCCCAACCACAUCUGCAGGAGGUCACAGACUUUCUAAUGGAUGUGGACCACGAUAUUGAAAAACUGAUUCAGAUCACAAAUGAUCAAGAUGAGGAUUUCUUGUUAAACUCAGAAAAACAGCAAAGGUUUGGUUUCAGAGGACAGAACCUGACCAGUCACGGUGCAGACUGGGGUAUACAGUGGUGGAACGCUGUAGUGGCCAUGCUCCUGAUAGGCAUCGUCCUGCCCUUAUUUUAUGUAAUUUAUUUCAAAACAAAAGAUAAUGGAGUAGUUUUACCAACAGGUGGUAGUGGUGCUUUACAGUCAUUCACCAUCUCCUCAAACUCCUCAGGGACAGGCCUUGGUACAAGAGGACCAGGAUAGUCCAGACUGAGAAAACCAGAAUCUUUUUUGGGUAAGAUGGUCUCAUAAGUAGUUGAUAAUCAAGAUAAAGCAAUGCAAUACCAUCAUAUUUCAGUAAAUAUCACCUUUUAAGUUCUCUUGACACUAUUAAUUAAGUUGUGUUUUACUAAAUUUGAGGAAUUAUUAAAUGUUUGUAUCUUAACCUCCUCACAUGACAUAAGCUGAAUAAUUGCAAAUGGAAAGUGUAUUUGUCUUGGGGGGGGGGGGACAUUUGUUCUGUAGGCAUUUCUGUGUAGACUUUAUCACAGCCUGCCUUUCCACCAGUGCCUGUUGUCAUCAUAUCAGUGUCACAUUGGGCACAAUCUUGUUAUCUGUUCCAAUACAGUAAUAUAUUUAUAUAUAAACUUUUUCCUAAAAUGAUAGACGCAUUUAAAGUUGAAUUGUAUUUGACAUAGGUUUGAUCAUUAAUUGUGUGCCUUGUUUGAUAUAACUUAUUUGUGGCUAUGUUUUGUGUUUACAUUAGGAAUUUGGUGCAAUACACAUCUUUGAUUGAUUGCAGAUUGUAUGUAUUCAUUUGACACCUUGCAUCAUUUAAAAUACAAGGUGUUGCAUUUAGUCAUCUAUAAUUUCCCUGAAAUAAGUGUGAGAUAUAAUUAAAAGUACUUCAUUGUCAGGUUUAUACAGUAUUGCAUACUCCAUCUUACGUUUUUUGAUGGGUAAUUGUGUCCACCGUGAGCAGGUGGCUUGUCCAAUGCACUUUUUAAAAUCUGAAGUAUUUUAAUUUAAGAAACUGGAUUUUGUCGACAUAUUUCUUUCAACUUUUAAGCCAUUUUGAUGGAAAAUUUGACAUGAUGGAUGUGCAAGAAAUUUUUUUAUAAAGCAUGUUUCUAUUUGAAUACAAACUUUAUAGUGUGAAAGUGUCUGAAGU
Etheostoma spectabile (orangethroat darter) is the source of this 1858-nucleotide messenger RNA. RefSeq names its product LysM, putative peptidoglycan-binding, domain containing 4 (gene lysmd4). Lineage: Eukaryota; Metazoa; Chordata; Actinopteri; Perciformes; Percidae. The transcript is spliced from 3 exons. The record is from RefSeq and is a predicted model, not a curated record. Bases 142 to 951 code for a protein of 269 amino acids.